This is a messenger RNA of Topomyia yanbarensis, 1272 nucleotides long. Its product is annotated as protein HGH1 homolog. The record is from RefSeq and is a predicted model, not a curated record. Lineage: Eukaryota; Metazoa; Arthropoda; Insecta; Diptera; Culicidae. The coding region runs from base 93 to 1154 and encodes 353 amino acids. The transcript has 3 exons.
UUGACAUUUGCGUCCAAAGGCAGGCGUAUAGGGUGCAAGAUCAAAACAAAAACACGAAAAAUACCUCCGCGCGUGUUGCGAUUUGAAAUAAUAUGGACCCGCUUCGGGAAAUCGUUCCAUUUUUGAGGAAAUCCGCUAGACUCGACCUAAAAGCAGUUUCGUUAUCGCACGUGCUGAGCCUUACAGGUUCGAGGGUUGGAAUCAGUCUCAUUAUUCAAUGUAGCGAGUUAUUGGGCAAUGUUGUAGAUUUAACGGAAGAUAGUUCGGAAGCGUUACAAAAGGAUGCUGUUCUAGCCUUGGUCAACAUAUCCGCUGAAGAAACUGGAGCCGAAGUACUGGUGAACCAGUUUGUUGAGCGCAUUGUCCCUGUAGCUUAUGCAGCGAUUUCGGACGAGAACUCGAAAUUAGCGGAUCCAUGGUGUAUGGUGCUAUGUAAUCUAACUAGACCAGAGCAUCUCGUAGAAGCGGUAUUAGAUCAUCUACUAACGAUCGAGUAUGCAAUUGAGAAAUUGACUACAUGCUUUACACGAAUAAACUACAACAAGCAGAAAGGGCACCUGAAUUACUUAGGACCACUGUUCAGCAAUUUAUCGCAAAACACACGAGGACGUGAAAUAUUCUGCAAUCAAACCACCGACCUAUUGUCGCGAAUCCUUCCAUUUGUCCAUCAUGAAGGAAGCGUUGUCCGGCGAGGAGGCGCCAUUGGCUUGCUGAAGAACAUUUGUUUUGAUUCGACGGUUCACGAUUGGCUGCUCAGUGGUGGGGUGGAUGUGCUGCCAUUUAUUCUACUACCCCUGGUCGGACCGGAAGAGUUUGAUGAAGAAACAAAUGAAAAGGUGCCUAUAGAGCUGCAAUACUUAGGACCGGAGAAACGGCGGGAAGAUGAUCCGGAUAUCAGAAAAAUGCUGGUGGAAUCACUGGGACAGCUGUGUGCUACCAGAAAAGGUCGCGAAUAUCUUAGAGGACGGGGGACGUACGAGGUUUUAAGGGAGCUGCAUAAAUUUGAGUGUAGUUCGGAGGGGGAUCCGCGGGUGCUGGUGGCAUGCGAAAGUGUUGUGGAUAUUAUUAUCAGGACUGAAGACGAGAUUGGCGAAGAUAAUUUGAAAAUGCUGGACAUUCCGGAAGACGUGCUGGCAAAAUUGGAUAACUUGUAGAAUAAAAUGUAAUCAAUCUACCUCCUAAUUACUGUAUUUACGUGUAUCAAUCGUUAUCAAGUGUUUGUUAACAAGUUUAAGUGUCAUGGAUACCUUGAUGCGAACAUCGUCCAUUCGU